Messenger RNA from Micropterus dolomieu (smallmouth bass), 762 nucleotides. RefSeq names its product neurensin 1 (gene nrsn1). NCBI's taxonomy places the organism in Eukaryota, Metazoa, Chordata, Actinopteri, Centrarchiformes, Centrarchidae. The record is from RefSeq and is a predicted model, not a curated record. Gene Ontology annotation, cellular component: neuron projection; transport vesicle; neuronal cell body. Bases 50 to 655 code for a protein of 201 amino acids. The transcript is spliced from 5 exons. Gene Ontology annotation, biological process: nervous system development.
UCAUGCAUGUGUAUGUGUCUGUCCUCAUGCAGGUAGGCAGAUGUGAAGGAUGACUUCUUGCUCAGAGAUCUGUGGGUCGGAGUAUGGUGAGCAAGCUCAUGCCAGCAGCAGGAACUGUCAGCAGUAUGGCGUCCGGUCCUACCUACACCAGUUUUAUGAGGAGUGCACAGCUUCUAUCUGGGAACGUGAUGAAGAUUUUCAGAUUCAGAGAUCGCCUAGCCGGUGGAGCUCUUUACUCUGGAAGGUCUGUCUCGUGUUCGGCACCCUGAUCUUGUUAGCAGGCCUCAUUGUUGUUUUGGUGGGUUAUGCCACUCCAACCAGGAUUGAAGCAUUUGGCGAGGAUGAUCUCCUUUUCGUUGACAGCCACGCCGUCAGUUUCAACCGUGUACUGGAUAUCUGUAAGCUAACUGGUGCUGUGCUGUUCUGUGUGGGAGGCACUUCCAUGGCUGUGGGUCUCCUGCUGUCUGCCUUUGCCAAAAGCUAUUCCAAAGAAGAACUGUAUCUGCAGCAGAAGUUUAAGGAGAGGUUGGCAGAUCUGCACGCAACAGUUGGUACCCCCAUAAUGAGAGCGCCGACCCCCGGGGAAGGAAAGGUGCCAGUCACACUUUCUAAAGUCCAGAACAUCCAGCCAAUGACCACAAAGUCAGAGACCUGACAGAAGUCCAGAUGAAGGCAUAUAGUGAAGAAGUGUGUAUGAUGGUUGAUUGGUGUGCAGAAUAUGUGUGAGCGCGAACAUGCGUAUGUCUCUCAAUCUGUGUGUGC